Molecule: messenger RNA, 2063 nt
Organism: Ctenocephalides felis (cat flea)
Lineage: Eukaryota; Metazoa; Arthropoda; Insecta; Siphonaptera; Pulicidae
Product: protein sly1 homolog
Exons: 10
Coding region: 111-2063 (650 amino acids)
Biological process (GO): intracellular protein transport; endoplasmic reticulum to Golgi vesicle-mediated transport
Cellular component (GO): Golgi membrane; cytosol
Molecular function (GO): syntaxin binding
Source: RefSeq, a predicted model, not a curated record
CGAAAGUGAUGACAGUCAUUGACUUACGUGUACUGUUUUCAUAUUUGACAUUAACGAAGCUUUAAAUAUACUACAACACAUUAAGAAAUACAGAAUAAUAACAAAUAAAGAUGGUGACAUUAAAAGAAAAACAAAUAGGUGCUAUAAAGCAGAUGCUCAACUUGAAUCAAGUUAUAUCAAAAACAGUACCUGCAGAACCAGUAUGGAAAAUACUUAUUUAUGACAGAGUUGGUCAGGAUAUUAUCUCCCCAUUGAUAUCAAUUAAAGAACUUCGAGAGAUGGGUGUUACUUUACAUGUUCAAUUACAUUCCGACAGAGAUUCCAUUCCAGAAGUGCCAGCUAUAUAUUUUUGUGCUCCCACAGAAGAAAACUUAGGACGCAUAGGACAAGAUUUACAAAACGGAUUAUAUGAUACAUAUCAUUUGAACUUCAUCUCACCUAUUUCAAGAGGCAAAUUAGAGGAUUUAGCAGCUGCUGCCAUUCAGAGUAACAGUGUUGCUAAUAUCCAUAAAGUUUAUGAUCAAUAUUUGAAUUUUAUAUCGUUGGAGGAAGAUUUAUUUAUACUGAAACAUCAACAUAGUGAUGCUUUAUCAUAUUAUGCAAUAAAUAGAGGGGAAAUCAAAGAUAAUGAAAUGGAAACAAUAAUGGAUUCUAUUGUAGAUAGCCUUUUUUCAGUAUUUGCUACAUUGGGAAAUGUACCAAUAAUUCGAAGCCCGCGAGGAAAUGCUGCAGAGAUGGUUGCUAAAAAGUUAGAAAAAAAAUUACGGGAAAAUUUGUGGGAUACAAGAAAUAAUCUAUUUCAAAUGGACACAUCACAAGGAGUUGGAGCAUUCAAUUUUCAAAGGCCAUUAUUAAUUAUUUUAGAUAGAAAUGUUGAUAUGGCCACACCAUUGCACCAUACCUGGACUUACCAAGCUUUGGCACAUGAUGUGCUAGAUUUAGCUUUGAAUCGAGUUGUUGUAGAAGAAAGUGCUGGUAAAUCAGCUUCAGGAGGAGCCAAAGCUAAAACUCGGCCGUGCGAUUUAGAUUCCAGAGAUCGUUUUUGGAUGGCUCAUAAAGGUAAUCCAUUUCCCACUGUUGCUGAGGCAAUUCAAGAAGAAUUAGAAACUUAUAGAGCAUCAGAAGAAGAAGUAAAAAAACUUAAAUCUUCAAUGGGUAUUGAUGGUGAAACAGAAGCUGUAUUUUCAAUGGUCAAUGAUAAUACUGAGAAAUUAACAAAUGCUGUUAAUUCAUUACCACAAUUGAUGGAAAUGAAAAGAUUGAUCGAUAUGCAUACCACAAUAGCAACAGCUAUUCUUAAUUUUAUCAAAAAUAGGAGAUUGGAUUCAUUUUUUGAAAUAGAAGAAAAAAUUAUGUCGAAAAGUACUUUGGAUAAAAGUAUUCUCGAAAUAUUAACUGAUGCUGAAUCAGGUUUGCCAGAAGACAAAAUGAGACUAUUUAUAAUAUAUUAUAUAUGUACCCCUCAGAUGUCAGAGGCAGAAUAUAAAAAAUAUGAAACAGCUCUUAUUAAUGCUGGUUGCGACAUGCAACCGUUGUUGUAUAUAAAACGAUGGAAAAGUCUUACAAAAAUGGUAGCAGCACCAAGUCAAUAUGAAGGCGGUGGUACUAAAACCGUAUCUAUGUUUUCUAAGUUGGUUUCACAAGGAUCAUCUUUUGUAAUGGAAGGGGUCAAGAAUUUAGUUGUUAAAAGACAUAACUUACCGGUUACUAGAAUUGUUGAGCAGCUUAUGGAAUGUAGGACUGGUGGAGAAACUGAUGAUUAUCACUAUUUAGAUCCAAAGUUAUUAAAAGGUGGUGAAUUUCCAAAAGGUCGAGCUCCAUUUCAAGACGCUAUUGUGUUUAUUGUUGGAGGUGGAAAUUAUAUAGAAUACCAAAAUUUGGCCGAUUUUAUUAAGCAAAAGGCUGGUAGCGGUACAACACGAAGAAUAAUAUAUGGAUCUUCAACUUUAAAUAAUGCCAAGCAGUUUUUGAAACAACUGUCACUUUUAGGACAAGAAAUACAAAAGAGUAUUGCCAACUUGAGUAUGGAUAGGAGUGAAGUUAAGUAUGAGUUAGGUACAUGA